Molecule: messenger RNA, 2968 nt
Organism: Protopterus annectens (West African lungfish)
Lineage: Eukaryota; Metazoa; Chordata; Ceratodontiformes; Protopteridae
Gene: VPS16
Product: VPS16 core subunit of CORVET and HOPS complexes
Exons: 24
Coding region: 150-2636 (828 amino acids)
Biological process (GO): endosomal transport; intracellular protein transport; vacuole fusion, non-autophagic
Cellular component (GO): HOPS complex; lysosomal membrane; cytoplasm
Molecular function (GO): actin binding
Source: RefSeq, a predicted model, not a curated record
CGUCGAACUUCGUCGUCAUGGAGGCGGUGCCGAAUUCCCGGAAGAGAGGAGCUACUUGGAGGUUGAGGAGAGAGAGAAGUUCUUAGUAUGAAUAGAUGUAGCUAAAAGGAAUUUGGGGGUUUAUGGUUUGAUUAACUUAUAAGCACGAAAUGGCGUUUGUAACUGCAAACUGGAAUCCCAUGCAGGAUGUAUUUUUUCGAAAAACUGAGUUAUUUCCCAACACAUGGGGUUUGAAUGAAGACUUUGGAAACUACUUAAUUGCUGCUGCUCCCUACGGAGGCCCGUUUGCUUUUUUAAAAGGUAGUGGGAAGAAUGUUCGACCUGUACUUGAAAUUUAUUCUUCUUCUGGUCACAAACAAGCGACUGUUGUGUGGAAAAAUGGUUUUGUGGUGCGCAUGUUCUGGACAGCUGACGAAGAUCUACUUUUUCCACAGGUUGAUGGGAAAGUGAUGGUCCUUGAUAUGUUUGGAGAGUUUAAGAAAUGCAUCAGUUUUGAAAAUGGUCUGUCAGUUAUGGAUGCCAAGGUUUUCCAUUUUGCUUCUGGUUCAGGCAUUGUUAUAUUAAAUGAAGACGGCAGAUUUUUUUAUAUGUUAAACAUCAAUGAGUUUAAAAUAGAGCGACUUCCUAACAUCCCUGGUAAAGAGUCGCCUGCUGUCUGGGAUGUGGUUUUUCAAAAUGGACAGAUGAAAAUAAUCAUGGCAAUUGAUAACAGUUUAUACAUGAUGGAUAGUGCUUCCUGCACACUUGUGAGUCCUCCUGGAAUGGAUGUUCCCUUUACUUGUUAUUUUGGCAUGGCUGUAUCUUUCAACUACAAAUUCUUAGCUUUGUUUACCAACACUGGAUAUGUCUGGAUGGGGGCUUCAUCACUGAAGGAUAAACUCUGUGACUAUGAAACAAAAAUAGAAAUUGCACCGAAACAAAUGGUUUGGUGUACAAGGCCUAAGGGCAAAAAGCCUUCCGUGAUCAUCACUUGGGAUAAGCUCCUCAUGGUAGUUGGAAAUUCAGAAGACACUAUUCAAUUCAACCUGUAUGAAAGUUCAUAUCUGGUGCCAGAAAUUGAUGGAGUACGGAUCCUUAGUCAAAGCUCCCAUGAAUUUCUGCAUGAAGUUCCCACUGCUUGUGAGGAGGUUUUUAAGAUUGCUUCAAUGGCCCCUGGUGCCCUUUUAUUGGAAGCAUAUAAACAGUAUGAGGAAGGAAGUCAGAAAGCAGAUGAGUACCUUCGUGAAAUAAAAGAUCAGGAUUUGCUACCUAAAGCAGUUGAACAAUGUAUUGAGGCAGCAGGGCACGAGCAUGAACCUGAAAUGCAGAAGACGUUACUGAGGGCGGCUUCCUUUGGCAAAUGCUUCCUUAACAAAUUCCCACCUGACACUUUUGUUGAGAUGUGCAGAGAUCUACGUGUUUUGAAUGCCAUCAGAGAUCCAUUGAUUGGAAUACCUCUCAGCUACACUCAAUACAAAAAACUCACAAUCAGCACUUUGAUUGACAGAUUAGUCUUACGUAAACACUACCCACUUGCAAUUAAGAUAUGUGAGUAUAUGAAGAUACCAGAAAUUUCAGGAACCAGUCGUUUGCUGGCACACUGGGCUUGUUAUAAGGUAACACAGAAGAAUAGCUGUGAUGAAGACAUUGCCAGAAUUAUUAAUGAAAAAAUAGGGGAUGCCCCUGGUAUUUCCUAUUCUGAAAUUGCUACUAAGGCAUAUGGUAGUCACAGAACAGAACUGGCUAUCAGGCUUUUAGAAUAUGAACCCCGCUCUGGAGAACAAGUACCUUUGCUUUUGGAGAUGAAUAGAAGUCAACUGGCUCUUCUUAAAGCAAUUGAAAGUGGAGACUCUAAUCUAGUUUACAAAGUGGUGAUGCACCUGAAAAAGGAAAUGAACACAGGAGACUUCUUUAUGACAUUGCGGCACCAUCCUGUAGCUCUAAGUCUGUAUCGUCAGUUCUGUAGGUACCAGCAGGAAGAUACUUUGAAAGACUUGUUUAAUCAAGAUGAUGAUCAUCAGGAGCUUGGAAACGUAUAUGUUCGUCAGAGUUAUCAAGAAAAGGCUGUUGAAGCAAAAGUUGCAAUAUUGCAAAAUGCGGUUGAUGAGUAUAACAAAGCCAAGAAUGAGUUUGCUGCAAAGGCUACAGAAGAACAGAUAAAGUUGUUACGGUUCCAGAAAAGACUGCAGGAGAGUCCAAAUGAAACUUAUUUGGAAUACUCACUACAUGAUACUGUGUCCAUGUUAAUUUUGAGAGGAAAAUACAAGCAAGCUGAACAACUUUACAAGGACUUCAAGAUACCUGACAAGAGAUUUUGGUGGCUGAAGAUUUCUGCUUUGGCAGAGAGUGGAGACUGGGAAGAGCUGGAAAAGUUUUCAAAAAGUAAAAAAUCACCAAUUGGAUAUCUGCCAUUUGUUGAAAUUUGCAUGAAACAUGGCAACAAAUAUGAAGCUAAGAAGUACCUAUCCAAAGUCACACCUGAACAGAAAGUGAAAGCCUGUCUUCAAGUUGGAGAACUAGAUCAAGCUGCAGAUGCUGCAAUUGAGCGAAAAAAUGAAAAUGAGCUAAAUCUUAUUCAGUCAAAGUGCACACCAGCUACAAAUUCUUCAGUAAUAGAGAAGAUCAAUAAAGCAAGAGCCCAGCUUAAGAGAACAUAGACUUUGCAUUGUGCAGAUAUUGACUCGGAUCUCUGAACUGUUUUCAGUAUUUCUCAGCUGGUACUUGUUUUGUAGACUGAUGCUGUAUGAAGACAUUUAUGUUAAGUACUGCAGUUCCAUUCCAAUCUGCAUUGGACAACGGUGGAUUUUCUUGCAGCAAAAAAGCCAAGACAAGAGACAAAACUGCUUACAUUUCAUUAUAGCAGGAGUUAAGCAGAAAAUGUACAAACUACAUUACUGAGAUUAUCUAGCAGAAAAAAAAUAAAAUAUCAGCUCUUUUGUAUUUAUUCAAACGUAUGCACAAAUAAAGUAGAAACAAUUUAACUGGUGAA